AUGGAUGAUAGACAAGCACCAGGCAAUUCGACUGAUGAUAUGCAUGAAAUAGAAGAGGAAGCGAACACAUCGACCAACGCCUCCCCGAGACUGAGUUGCCUAACCCCAGAUAGGCAAGCACUAGCCGAUUCCAUGAUGGAAUCGAUCACCGCAUCCGUUUCCAAGCUCAGAAGUGGAGAUCCGCCCACCAUCUACAAAGUCCCACAAAGAAUCCGGCAAGGAAACGAGGCUGCCUAUGAGCCUAAGAUCGUGUCAAUCGGCCCAUACCAUAACGGCAACAAGAACCUACAAGCCAUGGAAGAGCAGAAAUGGCUGUACCUACAUUCGUUCCUCUCCCGCAAUACCAAAUAUAAGUUGAAGCACUACCUGAAGGCGAUGUCGGAAUUGGAAGAUGAAACGAGAAGUUGCUACUACCACAAUAUCGACCUGCACCUGCAGGUGAGCAACGAGUUUGUGAAAAUGAUGGUGCUUGAUGCUUGCUUCAUUGUCGAGUUCUUUCUCAGGUUCCAUCCGAGAGAGCAUAAACUGGAGUUGCUCAGGCAACUACGGGAGGAGCUCAAGCAAAACGAGGAGGCAACAGAGAAGUUCUUUUUCCAUUCAAAUGGCUUCGAAGACCCGAAAUAUCUUACGAUUGUGAUGGUGUUGUAUGAUAUGCUCCUACUCGAAAAUCAAAUUCCUUUCUCCAUUCUGCAUUGUAUUUUCAAAAUGGCUUGUCCAAUUCACGUACCGCAUGCGCUUGCGGAGAUGGCCCUUUCUUUCUUCGAUCAAUUAAUGCCUAGGAAUAAGGAAAUCGAGAUCAUAGAUUCCUACUAUCAUCUGCUCCAUUUGUUCCACUCGCAUUUGUUACCAACCUCAACUAAUAGCAAGGAGGAGUCCAACCUUUCGUGCAAUCCUAAAAUCAAAAUCGUCCUCAACGAGUUCAUGAAGAAUCUACUCAUGAAUCUACUCAUCAUCUUCCUCCCAAGUUCAAAUCAGGCCCUGUUGCCUAUUACUAUACGGCAGAUGAUCCCUUGCGCGGUUGACCUCCAACUUGCGGCGGUCAAGUUCAAGAAGAAUGAGGAAUUGAAUAGCAUCUUGAACGUGAAAUUUAGCCACGGGGUGUUGGAAAUCCCGCUCUUGUUAAUAGAUGACUACAGCGAAACUCUCUUUCGGAACCUCGUAGCAUUCGAACAAUGCUACCCAAAAGCAAAUUACCACUUCACGACUUACCUUGUGUUCAUGAAUUUCCUUGUCAGUACGUCCAAGGAUGCGGCGCUGCUCCAUCGCAAUGGGAUCAUAGAUAAUUUGCUGGGAAGCGAUGAAGAACUGGUCCAUCUAUUCAACCGGCUCUGCAUUGGGAUAUUCUAUAAUUUCGAGGGAAGCUAUCUUUCGGAUGUAAAAGACAAUGUGCAAAAACACUGCGAGAACAAAUGGAACAUGUGGCGGGCGAGCUUGAAGCGCAAUUAUUUCACCAAUCCAUGGUAUGCCAUUUCUUUGUUCCCGGCUUCGAUCGCCCUCCUCCUCACCAUGACCCAAACGUUCUUCACCGUCUUUCCUUAUUACCGCCGCGGUCCUAGUUCUUGA
Magnolia sinica is the source of this 1563-nucleotide messenger RNA. RefSeq names its product UPF0481 protein At3g47200-like. The record is from RefSeq and is a predicted model, not a curated record. The coding region runs from base 1 to 1563 and encodes 520 amino acids. The transcript has a single exon. NCBI's taxonomy places the organism in Eukaryota, Viridiplantae, Streptophyta, Magnoliopsida, Magnoliales, Magnoliaceae.